AUGUUGAAUGGCUUCACUGAGUAUCUUGAGCUCGUCGAUCAGUUCAAAGCUACCGGCGGUUCCCUGACCUUCGCUGAGUUCUCUCUCUCGCAGCCGGACGACUUCUCACAGGCUAUGGGAGCCUUCCGCGAUGGCCGUUGCGCCUUCCGCGCUCUGGAUCUUGCUGCCGACGCCCUUGGGCCAAUCACAUCUGCUGGGGUGGUGUGGUCCACACUGUGGACUUUCAUUCAGAAUUCCAACCGCGCCGCUCGUGCCGCUGGUCGCGCUGAGAUCUGUGAGGAUACGAUUGGUGUAAAUCAGGUCCAGUUUCGUCUCGAAGGCGUUCAAGCUUGCGUCGGUCUGGAUUUCCUGCUGCUGGCGCCUGGCGUGUAUCUGUGCGCAGGUGUUCUCCCAGGUCCUCAGCGUAAGUCGCACGCGUUCAUGCUUCAGGUGACGAAGCACGUACGAUUCGUCCGACGCGUCCUGAUUCGCUAA
Phytophthora infestans T30-4 is the source of this 474-nucleotide messenger RNA. RefSeq lists its product as uncharacterized. The record is from RefSeq and is a predicted model, not a curated record. Bases 1 to 474 code for a protein of 157 amino acids. Lineage: Eukaryota; Oomycota; Peronosporomycetes; Peronosporales; Peronosporaceae. The transcript is spliced from 4 exons.